Serendipita indica DSM 11827 is the source of this 3687-nucleotide messenger RNA. The record is from the annotation of a GenBank genome assembly. NCBI's taxonomy places the organism in Eukaryota, Fungi, Basidiomycota, Agaricomycetes, Sebacinales, Serendipitaceae.
AUGUUCGACAGCCACUGCGCGACGCACCAGAUAAGAGUGAUUCUCAUCUCGUGUGUGGUCAUUACAUCUCUUCUAUAUCCCGCACUUGCGAUAUAUUCGCCAUCUAUCCCGCUCUCCACCGUCUCGUCGACGCUCCUCAGCCUGCUCCCAACCGACAGCCAGUCGCCGCACCUGAGCGAUUUGCACGACGUGUGGAACGGCCACGAGGCCCUCCACGUUCGAUACGACGCAACUGCAAAGGCAAGAUGCGGUCUUGAACGCACCGUCCGCGUCGAGCGGCUCCUCAUUGCCAGUCACCGUCGACACGAAAAUGGUGUACUCAACAAGCCGGCCCUUGGCCUCACCCUCGACCUUGAGGCCGAAAUCAACGCGCGUCUCGCUUCUGCAACUCAGUACUUGCCGUGCGUGCACACACAGGCUGCCAAGUGUCUCUACACCAGUCCGCUCUCCUUUUGGAAUCACGACCCCGCCGUUCUCAAUGCCGACGAGGACAUUAUUGGCACACUCAACAAGCUGACAAACACGACGGACAAUGGUUUUGCCGUCACAUUACCGAUGGUUGUGGCCGACCGAGCGGGGCUGGAGAAUGAAGAAGUGGUGGACAUUGGGACCUUUCUCGUACUGACGUACUACUUUCGGGAUGAUGACUGUCACUCUCAGGGCGGUCACAUUGCAUGGGUCGACCUUGUUCAAGCUGCGAUUCAGGGCAAGGGACUUGCGCAAGUAGUUGCAGGUCAACCAAGACUCCUCGCUCUUCAGUUUGAUGCAGAUCACAGCCGUAUAUCUCCCAUAACUAUCCUCCUCUACACAAUCUAUCUCGUGGUGUUCAUCAACUUUUCCGGAAGUUUACGACGAAUGAAUACGGUUCAUUCCCGUUUUGGCAUUGCUUUCACCGGCAUUGUGGAAAUUAUCGUUAGUACCAUCACCAGCAUCAGUGUAUGCGCUAUCUGGGGUUUCCGUGUGACCAUGGUUCCUUGGGGCCUUCUACCCAUUGUAAUCGUCUUUGUAGGAGCCGAGAAUAUGUUCCGCCUUGUUGAUGAAGUCGUAUCAACCUCUAUCACUCUCCCUGUCAAGGAGCGCAUAGCACUUGGCCUGAGCGAAGCGGGUGCCUCCAAUACGCUCAAAGUGGUCACCUGUAAUGCUGCGCUUGGAAUUAUUGCCGUGUUUGCUCCAGGAGCCAUCCGCCAGUUCUGUGUUUUUGCUUUGGUCGUUUUGGUCGCCCAUUGGUUCCUUGUUCAUACCUUCUUUGUUGCUGUGUUAUCUAUUGAUCUUCAGCGGCUAGAGGCUCACAGGAAGCCACGGAUGGAUGGGAAAGAUCUCAAGAGUGGACCGUCCUCACCUUUGGAUACGAAGCAUCCAAAGGAAGCACCAGGGCUCAUGCAUCGACUACUUUAUGGAAGUGCCGCCCGAAAUGGUAGUCUGAUCCUGAUGCUUGUAAUUACUGCUGUUCUCUAUCAGGUCACGUCCUCAGCGGUACCUGGAACUCGGUCUACAUAUACUCGCGACAAAGUCGUUGCUCUUCGCAAAGCCGGAUCUCAAUCGCCAUCAUGGAAGUUGUGGCUGACGCUCAAUCCCGACGACGACCCACUGCUUCACCUGCGGACAGAGCCACCCGUUGUGGUCUUUUUCGAUCGGCAACAAUCCUCGGAUGAUUCAAAGCCAUUCCAAGAGAGGAAGACAGGUACAAAGAUGGUCAGAGCCACCAAGAACGCUGUCAAAAUCUUCAUCCUACCGAUCGCCACGACAACAGCCCUUCUUUGGGCAUUGCUCAUCUAUCUUCUUAAAGAUACCGAAGGGCGUGAAGCCCCAGAAUCUGGCCACCAACGCAAGGAGUCUCAGACAGUCCUUGAAAACGGUUUCCAGUUUUCAACAAUCCCACGCGCUUGUGCUGCGGACGUGGAAUACGUCGACGCAACGCCAGACGGCUCCACAGUAAUAGCAGUCAGUGUGGAGAACGAGGUUGCCCUUUGGUCCGAAAAGGCAGGGUCCUACCUAAAUUUGACUGUCUCCGACAUUGAUGAUCAUGGAUCCUUUGUCACUGCAGUGGCAAUGGACUCCUGUGGUAUAUUUUGUGCGGCGGGAACCAAAGACGGGGCCAUCGCCAUCUGGCGGUUGGAGAACGGUCGGAUUGCUGACAGAAGGCUCUUGCGACGCUCCAGUAACGCGUCACGGGUAGUCAAGUUGGCGUUUGAGGAUCGCCCAGCUCAAAGGGGGGACCGGCCCUCGAUGCUUCAUCGGCGGUCACUCUCCGGCGAUACGCAUAUCACAGAGGGGUACCUUUUAGCCACUUAUAAAGACGGUAGCGCGGUGGAAUGGAACGACCUCCAUAAUCCUUCCCCUGUCAUGGUCAUUGAAAGCGGCGAGGAAAACUCUCGUAUUUUAAUCAUGCGACCAACGAUUGGAGACAGCUUACAGCUAGCCAAGUUGAGCGCAGACGGAUCAGUUCAACUCUAUACCCGUGACAUUCACGAGUGGCAAGCACAAGAAGUUUGCCAUAUUACGGGUUCAAAUGACCCAGUCACCAAAAUCCACACUGCCAUGAUCAACAUCGACCUAUCUCCUCGAAUCAUCCUCAUCGCCGCAACUAAGUCAGGGCAAGUGUCACUUUGGGAUGUGUCCUCCGGCUCAAGGUGGCUUCUCUUUGACGAGAUCUUUGAGGAUGUCAUGAGGUUACGACUCUCACGCGUCCCAACGAUGGCAUGCAUUACCUGUGGAGAGUUACGCCCAGAUGCGUUUAUCGCCAGUGUCGCUACAUGGACCACGGUCAUCAUGUAUCGAUUCAGCAUCGAGGACGCUCGGCGCUGCUCGUGUCCGAUUCUACAAGCCAAUCCGCUCCCUAGCGCACUUCGUUCACGCCAAGGAAGCUUUACUACUCUCUCCUCGUCGUCAAGAUUGAAGCAUGCUGGCCCCACUCCCAGCGCCUCGAGUUUGACGGGUGCAUCAGAGUUUCCAGUCUCGGCACACGGUGUGCACUCUCGACGAGGGAGUGAGAGAGACCAACCUCGGCGGAUAGAGGGAAGCUUUUAUUUGUUGGAUGAUGGCGCUAAUCCGCGCGAUGAAAGCCUUCCAGAUCUCCAGUGUUCCCGUAUUGCGGAGGUCUCAUUUCAAGAUGGGGCGUGGGACACUCUCGAUCAUAUGGUGUACGGCUUCAGGCGCAGCUCGGAUCUGGAGACACUGGAAGAGGAUCCUGACGCCGAGGAAGGGGCCGCCGAAGACGUUGCUAUUGCAUCGUCCGGGCGGUGGACAUCUCACUAUGAAGGACUGGAAAAACCAGUUCUCGAACGCUGGAAGCUUUGGGUAUUCGACCCAACGACACCUGAUCUCAGCAUUCGAGAGUCUACACUAGCCGCGUUGGCAGCAAACCCUGCGAAACAUCAUGAACCCCCUCAAACAACUUCAACCUUGCACAAUCGUGCGGAGAAGUCGCCAGUCGCGGUCUCAAAGAGACCAUCCAAUCCCUUGCAAAAUUAUCGCACGCCAUCUGCAUAUCCUCGUCUCCCUUUCACCGAGGUAUCCUCCCUCAUAUCCCUUGGACAUCACGCAUGUCUCGUCGCAUUUGGGAAUACCAUCGGUCUUGUUACGUUUUCCGCUGCAGAUUCCUCUUCAUCCUGUUUCACCAGAACCCUGCGAUCCCGAACCUCGUCAGUGUUGACGGCUGUUCCACCCGUGCCAAAGAAACGCAUAUAA